Messenger RNA from Camelina sativa (false flax), 1251 nucleotides. Its product is annotated as U-box domain-containing protein 57-like. Lineage: Eukaryota; Viridiplantae; Streptophyta; Magnoliopsida; Brassicales; Brassicaceae. Gene Ontology annotation, molecular function: ubiquitin-protein transferase activity. Gene Ontology annotation, biological process: protein ubiquitination. The record is from RefSeq and is a predicted model, not a curated record.
AUGGCGACAUUGGAAAACUCGUGUGUAUUAUUUUCUCGUCUAUGUGUAGAGCUUUUUCACGAGAUUCCCCUUCUCCCAUCUGACGGCGAGUUUACAACUUUUGAGGGACAGUUUUUGCGCAGAUGCCAAAUAGAGUUUGAAAACUCAUCCCCCAAAACAGAACAAUUCCCACUUGUUUAUGUUGAUGAAUCAACUUAUUGGAGAUUCAUCAAGACCGUUAGGGUUUUGGCUGAAAUUUUCAAGAAUACGAAGAUCACUGAAACAACACGGAAAAACAUAACUAAGGAACUUAUGAAUCCCAUCUGUCCACCGGAGAGGAACACUGAUGCUAUGAAUUUGUUUCUCUGCUCCAUUGGAAAACUAGCUGACUUAGAGUUUUCUAAUGAAAAUCUGAAUCAGCUAGUUCAAAGUUCUCUGGCUGUAGAGUUGGAGAGAAAAUACAAGGAAGAAGUCAAGCUUAGGAAAGAGGCAGAAGAUGCACUUGCUAAGAAAGAGGGAGAAGUGGAGAUGGUGGUACUGUUGCUUGAGUCCUACAAGAAAGAACUAGGUAAAGUGCAACUUGAAGCUCAGGCCUUAGGGCACAAGUAUGACGCAGAGUUGCAGCUUAGAAAAGAAGCAGAAGAUGCACUUGCUAUAAAAAAGGAAGAAGUAGAGGUGAUGGAAGGGCAACUUGAGUCUUACAAGGAAGAACAAGGUAAAUGUCAAUCACAAGUUCAAGAAGCCUUGGAGCAAAAGCAUGAAACAGAGUUGAAGCAGCUUCGGACAGAAACUCAACUAAGCAAAGAGUUGGAGGGAAUAAAGCAACUGCAUGAAGCAUGUAUAAUAGAACAAGACAACCUGAAAUCACAGGUCUUAACUUGGCGAGACAUGUACGACCAAGAGUCAACUGUUAGGAAAGAAACAGAGGAUGCUCUUUCUAAAGAAAAACAAGAGCUCGAGACUGUCAAAGGACUACUUGAAGCGUCCAGGCAAGAAGCAGAUGUGAUGCGACAAGAGAGGGACAAUGAUCUCAAAACAGCACAAGAGUUAAUGACAGAGCGCCAACCUCUAUCAUCAUUUGUCUGCCCUAUCACACAGGAUGUCAUGAAAGAUCCGCACGUUGCUGCCGAUGGAUUCACAUACGAAGCAGAAUCUAUCAAGAAAUGGCUUAGCACAGGUCACAAGAGGUCGCCGAUGACAAAUCUUCAACUUGCUCAUGUCAACCUUAUCCCUAACCGUACUCUCCGGUCUGCGAUUCAGGAGUUGGUUUGA